Molecule: messenger RNA, 5178 nt
Organism: Coffea eugenioides
Lineage: Eukaryota; Viridiplantae; Streptophyta; Magnoliopsida; Gentianales; Rubiaceae
Exons: 2
Coding region: 1-5178 (1725 amino acids)
Biological process (GO): DNA integration
Molecular function (GO): RNA-DNA hybrid ribonuclease activity; nucleic acid binding
Source: RefSeq, a predicted model, not a curated record
AUGGUCGAGUUCGUGGCUGAUAACCCGAACAUUUUCGAAGAACUAGGGAGGUACUUCAAGAGGCAGGGAAAAGAAAAAGCUGAAUCCUCCAAGAGGAGACCGACGAAGUCCCCUGAAGUACCUUCCGGCGAAGACUCCGAUGAGGGGCACCUCUCUCGGAGCACUUCCAGGCGCGCCUCUUCCAAGGCGACAUCUAAAAUUGCUUCCAUUUUCCGGGCGUUUUCCCGGGGUCUUCUGAGAAAACGAGCCGAUGACCCACCUCGGCGUCCCGGAGGCUUAGUAGCCGAGUAUCUGAGGGCUCCGCCCUUCACGGAUGACAUCAAUGGGGAGAUGGUCCCCCCAAAUUUCAAACUUCCCGCACUCCGUUCCUACGAUGGCCGAGGUGACCCUGAGGUUCACCUCCGCGCCUUCCUCUCUGCCUUUCGGCUCUACUGCGUCCCUGACGCAGUAAUUUGCCGAGCUUUCCCCAUCUUCCUGCAGGGGACGGCCCGAAAGUGGUUCUGGGGCUUAGAACCGAGGAGCAUUUCCUCGUUAGACGAGCUGAUAGAUCGGUUCAUCCACCGCUUUGUGUCGUCUCGCCCAAUUACGAAUACUUCAGCUUACCUCUUGAACCUGCAGCAGGCUCCCAGCGAGUCACUGCGCUCAUACCUGCAGAGGUUCGAUGAGGAGAAUGUACAGAUACCUGAUCAGAAUGAGCAGGUAACCAUAGCUGCCUUCACCAACGGGCUGAUCGCGGGAAUCUUCAAUACCGAGAUACACCGGGAUUACCCCCGCACACUUCGGGAACUCUGGGAUCGAGUAGAUCAGGGAAUCCGAAAUGAAGAUCUAAACCGCAUGAAGCGGGAGGCUCAAGCCACUCGUACCGGGCAAGAUUCCCGGAGGAAAAAGGAUGCCGGCCGGGCUGAACAAGGCCCCAGCGGGUCGUCGAGUCAGUUCCGAGACCGCCGAAGUGUCUUUGAUCGGAUCGUCAAAGGCAGGUCGUCCACCUCGGACGUCGAGCUUACACCUCUCAACUCCAUCCGGACUCAUGUCCUGGCUGUGAUGAGGCAGAAUCACCUCGGCCGAACUCCUCCUGAGAUUCCGGGGAGGAGAGAUAAGAGGAACUCAAACCUCUACUGUGCCUACCACCGGGAUGUUGGGCACGAGACUGAAGACUGCAAUGAUCUGAAGCGGGAGAUCGAGAAUUUGAUCCGGCAGGGAUACCUGAAGCAAUUCGUCCGCAAGAAUGGAGGCUUCAACCGAAGCGUCUCCCACCGGGAGAACCGGGGCCCCCGCCGAGAGGACAGGCGGGACACGAACAUGCAUUGCCGAGGUCCCGAGGAUCGUAGGGAGGACAAGCAGCCUCCACGCGAUGGAUCACCGGGCUACGGCCCCAACAUCGCCGGGGUGAUCAACACAAUCGCGGGAGGACCAACGGGAGGAGACAGCCAGAACUCCCGGAAGCGGACCUACCGCCAGGCCGGGAUGGAGGUGGCCGAGCCGAGCUCUCGGCUGUCUGAAGUCAUCACUUAUGGUCCCACUGACCCAGUUCCUGCGGCCUCCAGCAAUCACGAAGCUCUCGUGAUCGAGGUUCUCACCAACAACUACACAGUCAAAAAGGUCUAUGUUGACCCCGAAAGCUCGGUAGACGUCUUGUACUACCGAACUUUCGAAAGUUUGAAACUGACCAGGGAACAACUCACUCCUGUCAGAACUCUCCUCGUCGGAUUCGGGGGACACGUAGUCCACCCGGAGGGUAUGGUGUCCCUGAUGGUGACUGUCGGGCGUCAUCCCCGCUGCCGGACUAUACCCGUCAACUUCGCGGUGGUCAAGGCAGAUUCUCCCUAUAAUAUGUUGAUAGGUCGACCCACGCUCAACGCCUUGAGAGCUGUGUACUCUACCUACCACCUGAGUUUCAAAUUCCCGACACCAGCGGGGGUGGCCGAGGUGAGCAGCGACGUGAGCACUGCCCGCGAAUGCUACCUCGCCACCAUUCAGGCCGCUGUCACUCCCCGGACUGCAUCAAAGGCCGAAGAGAAGAGGCCAGCUGUUCUCUCCAAAGACUGCAUUGAUCCUCAGAAAGCGGGAAAGCCCGGCAGGCUGGAACCCGGGGAUGAGGUGGAGCAGGUGGUCCUGAAUGAGGCAAGACCGGACCAAGUGGUCCAGGUAGGGGCCGGACUCCCCUCGCCUCUAAAGGAAGAAAUGAUUUGCCUUAUAAAGGACCACCGAGACGUCUUCGCUUGGUCCGCUGAUGAGGUGGUUGGAGUGCCACCUGAGCUCAUGGUUCACCAGUUCAACGUUAAUCCGCAGGCCCGUCCUGUGAAACAAAAGCGCAGGCACUUCGGCCCAGAACGCAGCAAGGCCAUAUCCGAUGAGGUCGACAAGCUCUUACCCGCUAAAAUGAUUCAUGAAGUCCAAUACCCCACCUGGCUGUCCAACCCAGUCAUGGUCAAAAAUGACACCAGUGGUAGGAGGAUGUGUGUGGACUUCACAGACCUCAAUAAGGCCUGCCCCAAAGAUUGCUAUCCUCUGCCAAGGAUAGACGCCCUACUCGAUUCGGCGAUGGGACAUGAGAUCCUCUGCUUCCUGGAUGCCUUCAAAGGGUAUCAUCAAAUAGGAAUGAGUGAGGAGGACCAAGAGAAAACGGCAUUCUACACCGACAAAGGUGUCUACUGCUAUACCACCAUGCCGUUCGGGCUAAAAAACGCCAGGGCGACCUAUCAAAGGUUGAUCAACCGCCUCUUCAAGGAUCAGAUCGGCCGAAAUGUGGAAGCCUAUGUGGACGAUAUCCUUGUCAAAAGCUUAACCACUUCGGCCAUCUUAUCAGAUGUAAGGGAGGUCUUCGGCGUCCUGCGGGACUCAAGGAUGAAGUUAAAUCCCAAGAAGUGUGUCUUCGGUGUCACCUCAGGAAAAUUUUUGGGGUAUCUGGUUUCCCACCGGGGAAUCGAAGCUAACCCAGACAAGGUCAAGGCCAUCCAGGACAUGUCCCCACCUCGGAACCUCCGAGAAGUCCAGCGAUUGAACGGACGUCUGGCUGCACUGAACCGCUUCCUAUCCCAAUCCGCAGAAAAAGCUUUGCCCUUUUUCAAGGUGCUUAAGAAGACCGAUCAAUUUGCCUGGACUGAGGAGUGCCAGGUUGCCUUCGACAAGUUGAAGCAGUACCUGCACCACCUACCCACCCUCGCUUCACCUCGGCCCGAGGAGAAGCUGUACCUCUACCUCUCCGCAGCGGACGAGGCUGUCAGCGCUGUGCUCAUCCGGGAUGAGGGCACUCAAGUGCCAGUCUAUUAUCCGCUCCGACAGAUACUGGUGCGGCCCGAGGCCUCCGGGCGCCUCACUAAGUGGGCCGUCAAGUUAGGUGAGUACGACCUGUCGUAUGAGCCGCGCACCGCCAUAAAAGCUCAAGCCUUAGCCGAUUUCUUGGCCGAGCUCACCUUCACGGAAGGUCGAGAGUCCACUCCUGCCCUAGCCGAAGUGUCCACCCAGCACCUGUGGACGUUAUACGUGGACGGAUCUUCCAACGGGUAUGGCAGUGGAGCAGGACUGCUCCUGGAGGGCCCCCAGGGAGAAGUGUGCUCGUGUGCCCUCCGCUUUGACUUCCCGGCCACCAACAAUGAAUCCGAAUAUGAGGCCUUAAUCACGGGACUCCAGCUAGUCCGCAAGCUCGGUGCACAGCGGAUCCACGUCCGCAGCGACUCCCAACUCGUAGUAUGCCAAGUCCUUGGUGAGUAUGAGGCCAAGGAUGAAACCAUGCAACGGUAUCUAUCCAAAGUCCACCAACUCAUCGUGUAUUUCGAGUCUUUCGAAAUCCAAAGAAUCCCCCACUCCCAGAAUAGGCGGGCCGACGCCUUAUCCCGGUUGGCUUCCACCUCAUUUUCUGACCUCAACAAGACCGUUUUGGUGGAAAUGUUGAGCGAGCCGGGAUACAUGGAGGAGGUGGCCUGCCCUGUGAACACGGGAGAAACAUGGAUGAGCCCGUUCAUCCUUUUCUUAGGGCAGGGAGUCCUCCCCGAGGACCGAGCCGAGGCGAGAAAGAUACAACGCAAAUCUACUCGGUACGCGCUCCGCGAUGGAGAACUGUAUAAACGCUCAUGCCUUGGCCCAUGGCUGAGGUGCGUUACACCCGAGGCAGGACGUCAGGUCCUCCAUGAGAUACACGAAGGCCUAUGUGGGGCUCACGUCGGCCACAGGAUGUUAGCCAGGAAGACCUUACUCCUUGGGUAUUUCUGGCCUUCCGUUCGACAAGAUGCCCAAAAUCUUAUUCUCAGUUGCCCAUCCUGCCAAGUCCAUGCCCCUGAGCUUCACCAACUCUCAAAUUUCAUGGUUCCAAUCACUUCACCCUGGCCCUUUGAGCAAUGGGGGACAGACAUCAUCGGUCCUUUCCCUAAAGCGGUCGGGAGUUAUACCUUCCUGGUAACCGCUGUGGAUUAUUUCACAAAGUGGGUUGAGGCCGAGCCUCUAAGGAACAUCACGGGGCUGGCCGUUCAAAAAUUCUUUUGGAAAUGCAUUGUCUGCCGCUUCGGCAUACCUCAGAUCAUCAUUUCGGACAAUGGGAGACAGUUUGCCGAGAACCCCUUCAAGGCUUGGUGCCAGAACCUCGGCAUCAAACAACAUUUCACUUCGGUAGGCCACCCUCAGGCCAAUGGUCAGGCAGAAAAUUUCAACCGAACUCUCUUGCAUGGCCUCAAGACCCGACUACACCGAGCUGGAUCAUCUUGGGUGGAGGAACUCCCCAGUGUUCUGUGGUCGUAUCGGACCACGCCGAGGUCAUCCACGCAAGAGACCCCCUUCUCCUUGACCUAUGGAGCCGAGGCUGUCAUCCCUGCUGAGAUCCUUACACCCAGUCCUCGGCUGACAGCCUAUGUAGCCGAGGAGAACGGAGAAGAGAGACAGUUAGAUCUCGACCUCAUCGACGAGAAGAGAGACCUUGCCUCAGCUCGGAUAGCUUCCUACAAGAACACCCUAACCCACUACAACAACACCCGCGUCAAGCAUCGGCAAUUCCUGCCAGGAGACUUGGUGCUUAGAAAAAACUCGGUCAGCCGAGCUGAGCCCCAAGGGAAACUGGGCCCGAAAUGGGAAGGUCCAUACCGAGUUGUGGAGUAUAAUCUUAAUGGGUAUUGUAAAUUGAGUUACCGAGAUGGCUCUCUAGUGCCGAGGACUUGGCACGUCGAGAACCUCAGACUGUAUUAUGUUUGA